Molecule: messenger RNA, 2035 nt
Organism: Aspergillus caelatus
Lineage: Eukaryota; Fungi; Ascomycota; Eurotiomycetes; Eurotiales; Aspergillaceae
Product: GMC family oxidoreductase
Exons: 4
Coding region: 26-1888 (620 amino acids)
Molecular function (GO): oxidoreductase activity, acting on CH-OH group of donors; flavin adenine dinucleotide binding
Source: RefSeq, a predicted model, not a curated record
UGAUACCCUAAUAACCGCGAGCAUCAUGGGUCGCGUCGACGAUUUUGCCGCCCAUGCAUUUGAUUAUCUGAUUGUCGGCGGAGGGACCGCAGGCUUAGUGUUAGCGGCGCGUCUGAGCGAACGUCCUGACAUCGUGGUCGGGGUAGUCGAAGCUGGUCCCGCAGCGUUGGAUGAGGAAGCGAUCAACAUCCCAGGUCUUUACGGUUCUACGAUUGGAUCUCAGUAUGACUGGCAAUUUGAAACGACGCCUCAGCCUGGACUAGCAGGUCGGAAACUACCUUGGCCUCGCGGCAAAGUACUUGGUGGUACCAGUGCCCUGAACUUUAUGGCUUGGAAUCGUGGGAACCGAGAGGAUUAUGAUGCUUGGAAGGAGUUGGGGAAUCCAGGAUGGGGCUGGGAUGAUCUUUUGCCUUACUUCCAACGCUCUGAGACUUUCCACCCUCCCGAUGUCACUCAUCAAAAGCAGUAUCAUUCCUACUACCAGGAGGAGACACAUGGGAACGCUGGUCCCCUUCACACAACGCAUAUUCAAAACUAUGGUCCAGCUCAUCAAUUCUGGCACGCGACCCUCAACGCGGUCGGCGUGGAUACCAGCCCAGACAGUCUUGCCGGGUCGAAUAGAGGAGCAUGGAACAUGAUUUGCACCGUGGAUCCCAUCAGCCAAACCCGGAGCUACUCGGCAAAUGCCUACUAUCGGCCCAUAGCAGAGCGACCAAAUCUAAUACUGCUUACUGAGGCAAUGGUGACAAAAGUACUAAUCGAGAAGGAUGGCAACGUUGACCAGUGGGUUGCGACUGGCGUCAAUAUCCUCUGCGAUAACGAACAAAGGGAAAUCUAUGCAGCAAGAGAGGUUAUCCUCUCGGCGGGAAGUGUUCAGUCUCCACAACUUUUGGAACUGUCUGGCGUUGGCAAUGCCGAGGUCCUGAAGCCUGCUGGAAUCCCUGUCAAGGUUGAAAAUCCGAAUGUUGGAGAGAACCUUCAGGAGCAUAUGAUGACAGCCACAAUCUUUGAAAUUUCGUCCCAGAUACCCACCAGGGAUGAGGUACUGCAGGACUCAGAACUUCGGGAGGCGGCCAGUCGUGAGUAUGAAGGUUCCAAGUACGGGCCUUGGACGAUACUUCCCUGUUCGAUCGCAUAUUGUUCAUUGUCACAGAUCAUCCCGCAAGAGGAACUGGAAGAUCUCCGAUCGAGAGCGGAGUCAUUAGCCAAACAGACUGGCAAACAACGAGACGAGAUCCUAGCUCGCCAAUUCCGAGAGCAUGCUAAUUUGGGUCAGCUGGAAUACCUCUUCGAUGUCGGGAACUGGAGUCCAUACUUCCCAUCCGAGAAGGGCAAGAAAUAUGGGACGAUGCUUAUGAUGCUGCAAUAUCCCUGGUCCCGAGGGUCAAUCCACCUAUCACCCAAGGACCCUGGCCUCGAUGCGACUGUCCAUGACAAGCCAAUCAUUGACCCACGGUAUUAUCUCGGUCAUGGGGAGAUAGACCUGGAGAUUAUGAAGAUCGGUCAACGUUUAACGGAGCGAAUCUGCGCAACGAAGCCACUUUCAGACAUUAUUUGCUCCCGGGUAUUCCCUCCGAUGCCUGAUUCUGACGCAUCAGACGAGGUGGAAGAAUAUGACGAGUUUGUCCGGAACUAUACCAUCACUGACUGGCACCCAAUCGGAACGUGCGCGAUGGGAGGGUUUGAAGGCGAGAAGUUCGGUGUGGUUGAUGGUCGUCUACGAGUGUACGGUAUAACUAAUCUGCGUGUUGUCGAUGCUAGCAUCAUGCCUCUCCAAAUCAGCGCACACAUUCAGGCGACGGUAUAUGCCAUUGCGGAGAAAGCUGCUGAUAUGAUAAUCGAGGAUAUGGACCCGACGGAGGUGGAUGCAAAGCUAACCCACAAGUAAGUUUACAUAGAUCUUAUCGGGUAAUAUUGGAUUCAAGGCCAGUGCGGUGUACAACAGAGACAGUUUUACUGUUAUUAGUCUCUCCCAUAGGUAGUAUUUAUUCUACCAUGACAUUUAAAUUGUCACACUAAUUACUUUGCUACAAAA